Messenger RNA from Rattus rattus (black rat), 948 nucleotides. RefSeq names its product chloride intracellular channel 2 (gene Clic2). The coding region runs from base 50 to 676 and encodes 208 amino acids. NCBI's taxonomy places the organism in Eukaryota, Metazoa, Chordata, Mammalia, Rodentia, Muridae. The transcript is spliced from 5 exons. The record is from RefSeq and is a predicted model, not a curated record.
AAGUGACGGAGAGAGUAUUGGGAACUGUCCUUUCUGCCAACGCCUUUUUAUGAUACUCUGGCUUAAGGGAGUUAAAUUUAAUGUGACUACUAUUGAUACAGCCAGAAAACCUGAAGAACUGAAGGACUUAGCCCCAGGUACCAACCCACCGUUCUUGAUAUAUAACAAAGAGUUGAAAACAGACUUCAUCAAAAUCGAGGAGUUUCUAGAGAAGACACUCGCUCCUCCAAGGUAUCCUCAUCUGAGUCCCAAGUACAAGGAAUCUUUCGAUGUGGGCUGUAAUCUCUUUGCCAAAUUUUCUGCAUACAUUAAGAAUACACAAAAGGAAGCAAAUAAGAAUUUUGAAAAAUCUCUGCUUAGAGAAUUUAAACGUUUGGAUGACUACUUAAAUACCCCACUUCUGGAUGAAAUUGAUCCUGACAGCACCGAGGAACGUACACUUUCCAGAAGACUGUUCUUGGAUGGGGAUCAACUAACACUGGCUGACUGUAGUUUGUUGCCCAAACUGAACAUUAUUAAAGUUGCUGCGAAGAAGUACCGUGACUUUGACAUUCCAGCAGAAUUCUCAGGAGUCUGGCGCUAUCUCCACAAUGCCUACGCCCGUGAAGAAUUCGCCCACACAUGUCCCGAAGACAAAGAAAUUGAAAAUACCUAUGCAAGUGUGGCUAAACAGUAGAGACAUCUCUUUCAGAAGCAAAAGCUCUCUUUGUUAUCUAAUUUCACUUUGUGCCUUAUUAGAAAGAUUAUUGGAAAUAAUAACAUAGAAAAUACUAUUUCCUCUAGUCAAUCUAGUAAUAGAAAAAAAUAGAAAAAAAUAGAAAAAAAUAGAAAAAAAGUUUUCCAUUAGCUAUAAACAAUCCAACCGCUUUGUAUCUUGCAGACAGCUGUAUUUUCAUUUCAAUUAUUCCUGCAACAAACACUGAAUCUUAAAAACAUGGAAAGCAUCAA